Molecule: messenger RNA, 764 nt
Organism: Neolamprologus brichardi
Lineage: Eukaryota; Metazoa; Chordata; Actinopteri; Cichliformes; Cichlidae
Gene: rln1
Product: relaxin 1
Cellular component (GO): extracellular region
Molecular function (GO): G protein-coupled receptor binding; hormone activity
Source: RefSeq, a predicted model, not a curated record
UGAUUGAAGCAGCUUUCCCAGUUUGAGAGUCUGCAAGAGCAUAUUCCUGACAGAGAAACAAGAAAGCGAGCGGGAUCUGCAGCACACAUCAGACCUGAGCCCAGCUGACUCCCACCUGUGCACCUCAAACCAGGCAGUUUAAUUUCAGGACAGGUGAGCAAUGCUCUGGAGACUGACUCUCGCCGUGGCUGUGGUGUGUGUCGGCAGCAUGUGCAGCUGUGAGAAUGCUGAUGUGAUGAACAGACUGAUCGUACCGAGGGACUAUGGGGUGAAACUGUGUGGGAGAGAGUUCAUCAGAGCGGUCAUCUUCACCUGUGGUGGCUCCCGGUGGAGACGGUCCACGGAGGGAGACUUGGAUCUGUUCCCGUGGAGUUCCCUUCCUGAUGUUAAAGUGGAGGAGAGCCAGCACACCUGGCAACGUGAUGCAGACCUCGCAGAAAACCACUCUCCUCUCCGCACUGCCUCCUCUUACUCCCUGGCAGACCUCCUGGCUCUUUACGGGUCCACAGGUGACAGACAGCAGCAGCAGCCACCGCUGAGUCUUCCCGCCCCUCUGGGGGACUCCCAUCUGUCCACAGCUGCAGGUGAGCAAGACGGGACCCCGGGUUCAGCUGACUGGAUCCUACCAAGCAAGAAGAAGAGGAACUUUUCACUUGGUGUGGCAGGGAUGUGCUGUAACCAGGGCUGCACCAAGAAUGAUAUUGGACGCUUGUGCUGAGGCAGGAAGCAGGGUGGGUGGGUGAUGGCAUGGGGCUCGUUCAUGG